This is a messenger RNA of Botrytis cinerea B05.10, 2907 nucleotides long. RefSeq lists its product as hypothetical. Bases 908 to 2443 code for a protein of 511 amino acids. The transcript has 3 exons. NCBI's taxonomy places the organism in Eukaryota, Fungi, Ascomycota, Leotiomycetes, Helotiales, Sclerotiniaceae. The record is from RefSeq and is a predicted model, not a curated record. Gene Ontology annotation, biological process: intracellular iron ion homeostasis.
GGUAACUGAAUUAAUGAUUCGAGAUUCUAUUACACAUUAUUUCAGAAAUCCCAUUUACAUUUUUCUAUUGAUUGAGAGAUACAUAUAUCCUUUACAAUAAGUAUCUGGACUCUUCUUUUCUUUUGGUCAGUUGUGCCAUCUACUUUUAUCAAUUAGGCUUUAUUCUUCGCCCUUUUCCCUCUGCAUUAUCGAGAUCACGUAUUUAAUCAUUUUUUUGAUUUAAUUUCUAAAUUGAUCAAUCAUCUGUAUAUUUGAGAAUAACACCUAGCCUCCCUCCUUCAUCUACUUUUAUCCUUUCAGAUAUUCCAAAUAAGUCCUCCUACCUCAGAUAUCACUCUUAUCGUGGUCAUUCCGUCAUCGAUAUACACUUUAUCGAUUAUCUUGGGCUGCGCACAAGUUAGUUCAAUUCGUCAAUCAACCAAUUGAACUUCUUAGCCGACAUACUCCUUCUCCAAAACAUCUCCAAACGCAGUUACCGCCAGAACCAGUGGUACUUUCUAAUACUUAAGGCUUUGUACCAAUCUGCACAGCUUGAUUCUAGCGGACGCACGGCAAGUUCACACUUGUAUCCAACGGCAGUUACAUCAGCCUUCGAAGGAAUAUCGAAUCUCCAAUCAGAAUCCUCGGAUUGCAAAGCAGAUUUUUGGGGUAGAGGUAUCUUUGUAUCUUUUGGGACAGUACGGCUUUUGGCAUCUGGAAUAGUAUUAUUUAAGAGAAGGUGAACAUUCUUUCGGUGUUGGUUUUUUGGACAAUACGAAUCGUUGAGUAAAUCCGAAUAAAAGCAUAUUCGGAUCACUCUCAGAAGCUUGGAAAACCAAAUAUAUAAAAUCACUUGAUCAGUAGUUUUGAUCACGUUACAUUCAUAUACAAUCUUCUACUCAUCCUCGAAUCGAAAUUUAAAUUAAAAAUGGCUCCUUCAGCAAUCAGCACGGGUAACUCGCCCGAGGGACUUCGUCCAGUUGCCAUCAAUGGCGAGAAACUCAUGUCUUCUCUGAAGAUGAACAACCUCUCCCUCUCCCCAGAAGAAACACUUACCGGUAACUCCUCGGCCGAAACCCUCGACUUAGUCUGUGUCGGAUUCGGCCCAGCCUCCCUCGCCAUUGCCAUCGCUCUCCACGACGCUUACUCCAAAUCCUCGUUACCCCCACCAAAGGUUCUUUUCCUCGAGAAGCAAUCUGAGUUCGCAUGGCACGCCGGUAUGCAAAUCCCGGGUGCUCGCAUGCAAAUCUCUUUCUUGAAAGAUUUGGCUACACCCCGUGAUCCCCGAUCUAAGUUUACCUUCAUCAACUAUUUGCAUUCCAAGGGACGCCUGAAUACCUUUAUCAAUCUGAGCACUUUCUUGCCUUCUCGUAUGGAAUAUGAGGACUACUUGCGUUGGUGCGCUAGCCAUUUCGAGAAGCAAGGUUGUGUGAAAUAUGGUGCAAAUGUAGAUUCAGUUGUUCCUUCAUCGCCUUCGGCUGAAGAUGGAAAGAUCCCUGGCUUCACUAUUUCUUCCUCCUCAUCUUCUGGAGAAACAGUUACACACGCAGCGAAAAAUGUUGUCAUUGCUGUUGGUGGAAAGGCUAUUAUUCCUCCUGUUUUGCAAAACAAGCCUUGUGUAUUGCACUCCUCGCAAUAUGCCACUAGUAUCGGAAAGAUUGAAAAGUUGCAAAAGGAGACUAGAAAGCCAUUGAGAUUUGCGGUUAUUGGUAGUGGACAAAGUGCUGCAGAAAUCUACAGUGAUUUGUGGGAACGCUUCGGAGAGGAGACUGGUGUUACUGUCAAGUUGAUUGUCAAGGGUCAGAGUUUGAGACCCAGUGACGAUAGUCCUUUCGUAAACGAAAUCUUCGACCCCGACCGCGUAACCCCUCACUACAACCGCCCCUCCAAACUCCGUGCCGCGGGUAUCGUCCUCGACCGCGCUACAAACUACGGUGUCGUCCGUCUUGAGCUCCUUGAGCAUCUCUAUGACAAACUCUACAUUCAACGUAUCAAGUGCGAACGCACUGGUGCUACUCCCCGGGCAGCUAUCAUUGUAAACAGAAGGGUUAUUUCAGCUACAGCUUCUCCUUCUAAUGAUUCUCUGAGACUGAAGAUUGUUAAUGAGGAGGGAGCUGAGAAGGAAGAAGAGGAGUUGGAUGUUGAUUAUAUCUUCACUGCUACUGGUUACAGAAGAGAUGCUCAUGUUGAGAUUCUCCAAGGGUGCGAGGAGCUUGCCACAGGCGAGGGAAGUGAUGUUAAGGGAGAAAAUGGACUUGUAAAGGGCAAGUGGGGAGUAACUAGAGACUAUAGAGUUAAGGUGGUGGAUGGAAAGGUGCAAGAUAAUGUGGGAAUCUGGUUGCAGGGUUGUAAUGAGUCGACGCACGGAUUAUCCGAUUCUCUCCUUUCUAUCCUCGCCAUCAGAGGUGGAGAAUUAGUCCAGAGCAUGUUCGGGGAGCAACUUGCUCAAGAGGCACAGAACUAAAUCUGCCGCGCUUUUUUUGUCAUUCAAGAUACCACAGUAUGCUGUAGCGCAGCGGUUAAUUCUCAUAUAGAUCAUUACCGGUGCUCAGAAUAGGUUGUUGUUUUUUUGUUGUUUAUACAUAUUUUUUUCCCGAAUGAUGGUAUUAUCAGUGGAGGAGUAGAAGAUAAAAGUGAAUCAUGUAUAUAGGACUGGAGUUUGGGUUUGUGGAAUGGAGAUUUUGUUUAUACCUCUUGAUAUGUUCUUUACCAUCUUAUCAUGAGUAAUCCGUCUGAAAAGAUUGUGAGUAUCUACCGACCUUGUUUGAUGGGGUAGAUGGGAAACUUGUUGUCAUUAUGAGAUAUUCGUUGGGUAUUUCAACAACAAAGUUGAGAUGUAGCGGGUAAUUAAUCUUUACUUUUUAUUGAUAGUGGAAGAAAGUCACUGGGUUCCUGUCAAAUGUAAACAAAUCAAAGCCUAGGGCUUCA